UUCCUUGACACCCGCCUCUUCUUCGUCCGCGCAUUUGCUCGUAUUAUUCUCCGCCUCCUUCGUGGUGAUGUAUAGGAUUCGUCCUCGGCUUCUCGGUUGCGGUGGCGUCGUCGUUCUCGCGUCUUGGUGAAGAUCCCUCGAUCGGUUCGCGCGGUAGAGCUGAACCUGCCAAGCUUGAAUUUGGCGGAAACCUCCAUUUUGGGAGUGUCCGAAGGUUUAUUGCUCGGUUUGGUUUGGAUUUUGGAUUUUCCGUGGUGUUCCGGAGAGGCGGAUUGGUUUCAAGUUUGGAAAUUGCGAAAAGAUUUCUGGUUGGAUUUGGGUUCUCGCUGAGAACAUUGGAAUCUUAUGCUCAAGGAGUGGAGCAAAUUACACGUUUUUUGUCACUUUGGUUUUUCGUUGCCUCAGAUCUGUGCUAACGGUGGAAAAUUAUCGCCAAAGGCGGCGCCUUUCUGGUGCAGCGCUUGCGGUGAAUCCGGAGGUGGUGAAAAGAGGGCGCCUUUACGCCUCCAACGGCCGUUAAAGAACGAAGCUCCGUCCGUUUCGAAGGGUGGCAGGGAGAAAAAAAGCAGGGGGCGUCGCCCGAGGCCCUUCUGCUAGAGUUUCUCUGUCACGAGGAGCAAAAGCGUCAAUUUUGCAGAGGGGUCAGAGGAAGGAGUUCAGAUGCUCUUUUAGCUGUCGCAUCUUUUCCGAAGCAAUCGAGGACCCGCUGGCCUUUUGCUAGGGCGUCUGUUCGAGGGAAGAACUUAUGGUGCUGCUUCAGAGUUAAUGCGGUAAUCAGGAGGGCUUUUAUUAGUAUGUAAGCUGCUUUUCAGAACUCGGAACUGCAGAGCCAACUGUUCUUGUUGUUUUCUUCUGUAAAGUCCAGCGUUCUUAUAAUUUCCUUGAGAAAUUUCAGUCAGUUGUUAUGGCUUCGGCACCACCAAACAGUUCAUCCGCAAGGCUCGGUUCAGGGCCCUGUGGAGAUGUCUUGUACCAGGAACUAUGGAAAGCUUGUGCAGGGUCUUUGGUUACUCUACCUCGUGAAAAAGAAAGGGUUUAUUACUUUCCCCAAGGCCAUAUGGAGCAGCUUGAAGCAUCAACAAAUCAAGAGCUUGACCAGCAAAUGCCUUUGUUUGAUCUUCCAUCAAAGAUCUUAUGCAGGGUUGUCCAUGUUGAACUCCGGGCUGAACCAGAUACAGAUGAAGUAUAUGCGCAGAUUACAUUGCAACCUGAAGUAAAUCAAGAUGAAGUUACCAGCCCAGAUUCACCACUGGCUGAGCCCGAAAGGUGCAAUGUCCGUUCCUUCUGUAAGACUCUAACUGCAUCAGACACAAGCACUCAUGGGGGUUUCUCAGUUCUUAGAAGGCAUGCAGAUGAGUGCCUUCCUUCACUGGAUAUGUCCCAGAACCCACCUUGGCAAGAAUUGGUUGCCAAAGAUCUUCAUGGGAAUGAAUGGCAUUUUCGUCACAUUUUUCGAGGACAGCCCAGGCGCCAUCUGCUCACUACUGGUUGGAGUGUCUUUGUUAGCUCAAAGAAAUUGGUAGCUGGUGAUGUAUUUAACUUUCUCAGAGGUGAGAAUGAUGAGCUGCGAGUCGGUGUGAGAAGGCUUAUGAGGCAGCCAAAUAACAUGCCAUCGUCAGUCAUAUCCAGUCAUAGCAUGCAUCUUGGAGUUCUGGCUACUGCAUCUCAUGCUAUUGCUACUGGGACUCUUUUUUCUGUUUUCUACAAACCAAGGACAAGUCGAUCGGACUUCAUCAUAAGCGUCAACAAGUAUCUUGAAGCCAAGAAUUAUAAAUUCUCUGUUGGGAUGAGAUUUAAUAUGAGAUUUGAAGGUGAUGAAGCUCCAGAAAAAAGGUUCAGUGGCACUAUUGUUGGUGUGGACACAACAUCUCAAUGGGCAGGGUCAGAAUGGAGAACUUUAAAGGUUCAAUGGGAUGAACCUUCGUGUAUCCGGCGUCCAGACACAGUUUCUCCGUGGGAAUUGGAACCACUUCUUGCAGCUGCUCCUCCAACCUUUCAACCAGUGCAGAGAAACAAACGUACACGACCAUCAGCUGCACCGGCUGUAUCAUCAGAUCUUACCCCAGCAUUUGGUUUAUGGAAAUCCACCGCUGAGAGUACCCAAAAUUUUUCAUUUUCUGGGUUGCAGGGAGGAAAAGAACUGUGUGCACCAUCCUGCCCCACAUCUGUGUUCCCAUCAGCAUCAAAGCCUGAGUCAAUUGAAUUUAAUGGAAAUAAUGGACCAUCAGCUAUUAAUGGCGCCAUGUACUGGCCAUUCAGGACAGAACCUCAAACUGAUUCCUUGAUGGCAGACAUAAAUAAAGAACAAAGUGAAAAGAAGCAGGAAACUAGCACAGGCUGCUGGCUGUUUGGAAUUCAGCUAGUUGAGAGCUCUGCAGUAGGGGAACUCUCUCCACUGACUACCAAUUCUUGUGUUGGAGAGGAACAAGCAGUAACAUCGUUGGAUGUGGAAUCAGAUCAACAAUCUCAACCAUCAAACAUCAACAGGUCUGAUGCCCUCGCUGUCAGCAGUGAGCCGGAGAAGUCAUGCUUAAGGUCAACCCAAGAGUGUCAAAGUAGACAAUUGAGGAGCUGCACCAAGGUUCACAUGCAAGGAAUGGCAGUUGGGAGGGCAGUGGAUCUGACUAGAUUUUAUGGAUAUGAUGAGCUUCUUCAGAAGCUGGAAGAGAUGUUUAAUAUUGAGGGAGAGCUCUACGGUGCAGCAAAAAAGUGGGAGGUCAUCUACACAGAUGAUGAGGAUGACAUAAUGAUGGUUGGUGAUGACCCAUGGCAUGAGUUCUGCAGCAUGGUGAGAAAAAUAUACAUCUACACUUGUGAGGAGGCCAAAAGGCUGACUCCCAGGGUGAAGCUUCCGGCUGUUGGCAAGGUCAUCAGGCCUUUGCCCAAGAAAGCCUCUUGUGAUGCUGAUGCAACCGAAAACAGCUCGAAAGAUCAGGCUCUGGUUGCUGAUUAGGGUUGCUGACACUAGAAGGUAGUGCAUGUUGUGUUCUUUGUGGUAGGCCGGCCAGCCAGCCGGCUUUGUGUGCGUACGUAGACCGUCUUUGUUCUUUCCGAAGCUGCUCGACCAAGGCAACAGCUAACGAUGGAGGAGCAGUUCAUAAUUAGGUGGUCGUAGCAGGAAAUAUGAAAACCCAGGUGAUCGGCACCCAAAACCGGCUCCUGUCAGAUCUUGGUGGAGAUGGGAAAGGAAGUUGGAUAGAGGAUGAUGGAAGUCACUACCGUCUUCUUUUCCAUGCCAUCAAAUAGAACUUGUACAUAUCUUCUCCACUGUGAUACUUACAUUGUUGCUUUGUCCAAUCUGUCAAGCAAGUUUCUUCCCUCAAGUACGUGCAUUGUUUGUUUUCCUUGUGUUAUGACUUCCACUCCAUAUGUUACCUCACAUGAAACUUUCAUCGGUUAGGAACAUGCACCAUAAUAAAUAGAGAACUUGUUUGCCUUAUCUA
This is a messenger RNA of Musa acuminata AAA Group (dessert banana), 3443 nucleotides long. Its product is annotated as auxin response factor 7. The record is from RefSeq and is a predicted model, not a curated record. Bases 905 to 2953 code for a protein of 682 amino acids. NCBI's taxonomy places the organism in Eukaryota, Viridiplantae, Streptophyta, Magnoliopsida, Zingiberales, Musaceae. Gene Ontology annotation, molecular function: protein binding; DNA binding. Gene Ontology annotation, cellular component: nucleus. The transcript is spliced from 15 exons. Gene Ontology annotation, biological process: regulation of DNA-templated transcription; response to hormone.